Messenger RNA from Pimephales promelas (fathead minnow), 3226 nucleotides. Lineage: Eukaryota; Metazoa; Chordata; Actinopteri; Cypriniformes; Leuciscidae. The record is from RefSeq and is a predicted model, not a curated record.
AUUGCGCUGCGAAUACGCGCUUUGAAGAUUCAGUGUCUAUAACAACUGUUGACACCUAAACCUGUCGCUCACUGGAUUUGAUUUCAUCUAUGAUUCAGAAAACAUGUCUACAGAUGUCAAUUUAGCACACUGACUACAAAAUCUAAUAACACUCGCGGGCAUUCAUGUGUUUAAUCCACAAUCCAUCGAGACCAGCAAGAGAUUCUGAGAACGACGCGCGCGGACUGACAACAAGCGUUACUGAGUUUAAAAUACUGAUAAAUUCUCUUCUUAGUGGACAAGACUGCAAGCUUCAAUAUGAGACAUUAGACUCAGACCUUCAGACUCACAGGAACCACGAGAAUUUCAAAGACAAUCUUCUUGGGAUCUUCCAGGAUCUUGAGAGCAAAAUAAUCACAUUUCUGAAGAAUGAACUGGAGAAGUUAAAGAAAAUAUUACAACAUGAGAACACACAACACUUUGUGAAGGACUUUAAUGAGAACAGAUCCAGUAUCAAAUCAGCAGCUCUUGAUCUCACACUACAUUACCUGAGAGAGAUGAAGCAAGAUGAAGCUGCUGAUGCUCUAGAAGGUGAGCUGGUCUUCAUUCAUCAGCUGAAAUGUGGCCUAAAGAAGAAAUAUCAAUGUGUGUUUGAAGGAAUGGCGAAGCAAGGUGACUCCACACUCCUGAAUAACAUCUACACAGAUCUCUACAUCACUCAGGGUGGCAGUGAACAGGUCAAUACUGAACAUGAGGUCAGACAGAUUGAAGUUGCUUCCAGACGUCAUGAAGCACAAGAGAUACAGGUUAAAUGCACACAUUUGUUUGAAGCGCCUGAACAAGACGAGGAGAUCCGAACUGUACUGACAAAAGGAGUCGCUGGCAUCGGGAAAUCAGUCUCUGUGCAAAAGUUUGUUCUGGACUGGGCUGAAGGAAAAGAAAAUCAAGAUAUCAGCUUCAUAUUUCCUCUUCCAUUCAGAGAGAUGAACUUAAAGGAGAAAGAAAAACUAAGUUUGAUGGACCUUAUAACUCAGUUUUUCCCAGAGACAAAAGGACUGAACCUUACAAGAAAGAAUCAGUUCAAAGUGCUGUUCAUCCUUGAUGGACUGGACGAAUGUCGCCUUCCUCUGAAGUUUGAUUGUAAUGAGACGUGGCGUGAUGUAUCGUCACCAGCCUCUCUGGAUGUUCUCCUAACGAACCUCAUGAAGGGAAAUCUGCUUCCUUCUGCUCUCGUCUGGAUCACCAGCAGACCAGCAGCUGCCAGUAAGAUUCCUCCUGACUGUAUCGACCGGCUGACAGAGAUACGAGGAUUCAGCGACGCACAAAAGCAAGAGUACUUCAAAAAAAGAUUCAAGGAUGAUGUUCAAGCCAACACAAUCAUUGAUCAUGUUAAACAAUCAAAGAGUCUUUUUAUCAUGUGCCACAUCCCAGUCUUCUGCUGGAUUUCAGCCACUGUUCUCCAGAACAUUCUGGUGGAGAAGAGAAAUAAUGAUGUGAGAAACACUCAGGCUGAUGAGAUCUCUAAAACACUGCAGGAAUCAAACACUGAAGACACUCCCAAGACUCUGACACAAAUGUACACACACUUUCUCCGCUUUCAGAUCCAGCAGAGCCGCCGGAAAUAUGAUGGAGAAUACACACCAGAUGUUUCCUGGGAUAAAGACGCCAUCCUUUCACUGGGGAAACUGGCAUUUCAACAGCUGGAAAGAAACAACCUGAUCUUCUAUGACACAGACCUGGAAGCCUGUGGUCUUGACGUCUAUAAGGCAUCAGUGUACUCAGGCAUGUGUACCCAGAUCUUUAAGGAGGAAACAGGGAUCGUUCUUGGUACUAUGUACUGCUUUGUUCACUUGAGCAUUCAAGAGUUUAUUGCAGCCCUUUAUGCACAUCUGUUUCUAGACAUCAACAAGAGAAGUGUGUUUGAUCAUGAGUCUACAGAACAGGAAAACAGAAAUGAAACCAUGAUUGAUUUUCUCAAGACUGCAGUGGACAAGGCGCUGGAGAGUGACAAUGGACACCUGGACCUUUUCCUUCGCUUCGUCCUCGGUCUGUCACUUCAGUCCAAUCGACGACUCUUACGAGGUCUGUUGACACAGCGAGACGGCACUGACCAGAGCAACGAGGGGACAGUUCGACGACUCUUACGAGGUCGGUUGACAAAGAGAGACGACACUGACCAGAGGAACAAGGAGAUAGUUCAGUACAUCAAGCAGAAAUUAGAAGCUAAUCUUCCUGCAGAGAGAUCCAUCAAUCUGUUCUACUGUCUGAAUGAACUGAACGACCAAACUCUGGUGAAUGAGAUUCAGACCCACCUUAGCAAAGGAAGUCUCUCAUCUGGUGACCUUUCACCUGCCCAGUGGUCUGCUUUGGCCUUUGUGUUGUUGACAUCAGAGGAAGAGCUGGAGGAGUUUGAGCUUCAGAAAUUCAAGAAAUCAGACGAGUGUCUCAUCAGAUUAUCGGCAGUCAUCAAAACAUCCAGAAGAGCUCUGUUAAAUGAUUGUAACUUAACAGACAAAAGCUGUUCAUCUCUGGCUGCAGUUCUUGGAUCAGAUACCAAUCUGAAAGAGCUGAACAUGAACAAUAAUAAACUGCAGGAUUCAGGAGUGAAGCUGCUCUGCACUGGACUGAAGAAUAUAAAGUGUAAAUUGGAGAUACUGAGUCUGAGUUAUUGCAGUAUUACAGAGAAACAGAGUCUCAUCCUGACUUCAGCUCUGAAAUCAAACCCGUCACACCUGAGAGAGCUGGACCUGAGCGAGAAUAAUCUAGGAAACACAGGAGUGAAGCACUUAUGUGCCGUACUGAAGGAUUCACACUGUAAACUGGAGAGAUUGAGGUUAAGAUGCUGUGAUAUGACAGAUGAAGGUUGUUCUGAUGUGACUUCAGCUCUGAAAUCAAACCCGUCACACCUGAGAGAGCUGGACCUGAGCGGGAAUAAACUAGGAGACUCUGGAGUGAAAAACCUCAGUGAUCUACUGAUGAACCCACAAUUCAAGCUGGAGAAACUACAGUUAGUGUCAUUAUACUGUACAGCAAUUACAGCAGUGGCGGGCCGUGCAUUUCACACCUAGGCCAUCUGUCCUACCUGAAUUAAUAACUUUUAAUAGUGUAUCAGCGCAAAGACUCUCUAUAAUUGUUUUUAUUUUGCACCGGCAGUUAUUGGGUUAUGCGGUGAGUUCGGGAGAGGCCGGUAGAGAGAAACGAGCGCGUGAGUUCGGCUGGUGCGUUUGUAAAGUGGUUCUUGCGUUAC